Messenger RNA from Tachyglossus aculeatus (Australian echidna), 2308 nucleotides. RefSeq names its product cAMP-dependent protein kinase type II-alpha regulatory subunit-like. The transcript has a single exon. NCBI's taxonomy places the organism in Eukaryota, Metazoa, Chordata, Mammalia, Monotremata, Tachyglossidae. The record is from RefSeq and is a predicted model, not a curated record. Bases 109 to 1404 code for a protein of 431 amino acids.
AAGGUGGCAACGGUCGUCAGGGCUCCUGGGAAGUGCGAGGCCCGUUGGCGGCCAACGCCUCCCCAGCAUCCCAGGGAGACGGGCCUGUGUCAAUCCAGGGCGGAAAACAUGGAAGAGGCCCAGGAGAAGGAUGAGACUCAGGAACCAUCGGAGGAGAGAGCCGGGGGGAGCUCCCAGAACGAGGCAGGAGGGACAUCAGUAUCCCAAGACCCCGCUGGACCAGUCCCUCCUCAACCUUCUCCUCCUCCUCCUCCAGGCCCCGGGCCUCUGAGGCCCAGCGACAUGGCGGCGGGCCGGGGAAAGGCCCACGCCGUGCCCAGCGAGACCAAAGAGGCGCCGGCCGGCGGAGACCUCGUCGACGGACGCCCGGGAUCCGCCGACAGACAGCCCCAGUGGGAAGGGAUGCCCCUGGACAAUGGGGAGGAAGACAGAGAGAUCAAGCCUCCCUCCCCGAACUGGAGGCGGUACCAGAGAAGGGCUUCCGUUCAGGCCGAAGCCAUUAACCCGGGAGAAGGGUCGUCCAUCUCCAGCCUGGUGGGCGUCAGGUGGGCCCAGCAUCCCAAAUCCGCCGAGCUGAUGAAGAGGCUGAGGGAAACCUGCGAAGCCCUCCUCCCCUUCAGGGAGCUCGAAGAGGAGCUGCUGACUCAAAUCUUCAGUGCCAUGAUCGAGAGGAAAGUGGAAGCUCAGGAACACGUGGUGGAACAGGGAGAGGACGGGGACCACUUCUACGCCAUCGAAAGCGGGACGUACGACAUUCUGGUUGCGAGGAACAAGCAGGACUGCCGCAUCGGCCGCUACAAAGACCACGGCGCUUUUGGAGAGUUGGCUUUGAUGUACUCUUACCCUCGGCCGGCCACCAUCGUGGCCGUGACGGCAGGAGUCCUCUGGGGUCUGGACCGCAAGACUUUCCGGACCAUCACGGUGACGUAUAAGGCGGAAAGGCGGAAGAAGUUCGAAUCGCUCAUAAGCUCUGUGCCCUUUUUCAGGACUCUAGAGAAGUCAGAGAAGAUGAAGCUCCUUGAUAUGAUUGAGAGUAAGACCUAUCGGCACGGCGAUUGCAUUUUUGCCCAAGGGGAAACGGCGGACAAGUUCUACAUCGUCGAGUCUGGGGAAGUCAAGAUGCUGACCGAAAUGCCCACCAGCAAGGAAGUGGGUUCUGUGAGGCUUAAUCCAGGACAGUAUUUCGGAGAAGGUGCUCUGGUCGGCAACAACCCGAGAACCUCCUCUGCCUAUGCUGUCGGGGAUGCCAAAUGCAUAGUUAUGAACGUGGAGGCCCUCGAGAGACUUCUUGGGCCGUGUCUGGACAUACUGAAGAGAGACGUGUCCCAGUUCAAGGAGUUGAUAAACCUGCACGACUCCGGCAUGGAUCCGAGUGAGGAACACAAGGAAACGAACAGCACAUAGGCUUCUGAAGAAAUGGGAAAACCUGCUGACAUUAACAUCCCACUUGAAAGAAGUGGAUAGGGAAGGAGUUCAACCCUUUAAUUUCAUCUGUUAAGAAUGGGGACUUGUUUUCAGCUGGCUUCCACCUGGAAGCCAAUGACGUAGUUUUUCCAAGGCAAGUCUCAGUGGCUCUGAGUUGCUUAAAUGAAAGGAUCCCAACAUAUUUAGGUAGAUUUCCCUCCCUCCCACCGCUUUUUAUCUUUUGCUGUCUCUUGAACCUCUGCCCCUCAGCAGAAUUUGAAGACCGGUUAGUUCCCGGUAAUGACGCUGUCAGGCAUCUUUCUUCAGAGCUUUUCCUCCCUCCUUGCUUGGCUUCUCCAGACAUAGAAAGAUUUCCUUUUGUUAUUCCAGCCUUCUGGGACUCCUUUGCUUUAGCCACUUGUGCAUUUACUCCUCCAUUCCACCCCCCCCCCCCCAACCCCGACAACAUCAUCUUUCAGUGAGCUGAACUAGCCAUCGGUAGAUGCAGACUCAUUUUCAGUACUCUGACUUCUUGCCAUUUAGUUUUCCUACCCUGACUCUUCCAACCCAGCCUGGCUCUGCACAAAGAAAUCACUGCUGGGUUUCUGGGGCACACUUAACAGUGCCUGUCCCAGCUCAUUGGUGACCAAGCAGAAGGGCACCCCAAAUGUUCCAGACCAAAAUCCCCAUAAUAGUUCCAUAAGCCCCAAAGAGAUAAAGGUCAUCUCUCUCCACCUAUUGUUCUUUAGGUCUCUGUUUUGAGCUUAUUGAACAGUUCAUUUUCAAUGUACUCGGCCAACUAAUUCUGCUUACUUUAUGGUGUUGCUGAAAGUCUUGGAAUGUUUGUCAACUGCCACUAUUGAAAGCAACCUAUUAAAAUACAGAUCUACCUAAAUAUUUUAAA